AUGGUCGUAUUUGUCAAGGAUAAAAGGCUGGAGCUUCCCAUGCACCAUGAUUCAAAGCAAAAGGGUAAUCAUUUCCGUCCAAAGAGUGGAUUUGGUUUAUUUUUUGCCAAAAUUAAUGGGUUAAGAUAUGCAAAGAGCAGGAUUGUAUUUCUAUUUGCACUUGUCCUGGUAAGUACAUUCUUACUGCUGUCGAAGCUAGUUGGAGGAAAUGUCAACUUAAUGCAGUAUAUCCCUACUUCUCUAGACGAACAAGAAUAUUACGAUUAUGAUUUCAAAGGGUUGGACAUUGAUACUAUAAAGAAAUAUGAUGAAGGUGUAUCCCACUAUAUAAUAUCGAAAGGUGGUAUGGAAGCACUUUCUUCAGAAGAUAAGGAGGCCUUUGAGAGGGAAGCAGAUAUGCUAUUAGCGUCUACCACCGACCUCUAUGAUUUGAGUCAGUAUAACGGUGCGAGCAAUGGGGCUGCGAAUAGAGAUCACGUCUUGUUAUGCGUUCCGUUAAGAGAUGCAGCGUCAUUAUUGCCGAUGUUGUUCAAAAACUUGAUGAACUUGACUUAUCCACAUGAAUUGAUAGAUAUUGCAUUUUUGGUUAGUGACUGUACUGAUAAUGGUCGUACUAUGAGCUCACUACUCGAUUUCUCAAAGGAAUUACAAAAUGGUACUUUGUCAAAGACUUUGCAGGAUUUCGAGGCUGAUAAGGAUAAGGGAAACUCAGCAGAGCAAUUGUAUUUAAAGUAUAUGGGAAAAGACUACUUGAAAAUGGUGAAAAACGCCUUCAAUCCUCCUUUCCAUGACGAUUACGAUAAGCCUUUCCGCUCCAUCCAAAUCUUUGAGAAGGAUUUCGGUCAACAGAUAGGCCAAGGGUUCAGCGAUAGACAUGCAGUAAAAGUGCAAGGUGUCAGAAGGAAACUUAUGGGCCGUGCUAGAAACUGGUUAACUGCAAAUGCCUUGAAACCAUAUCAUUCGUGGGUUUAUUGGAGAGACGUCGAUGUUGAGCUCUGUCCUGGUACUGUGAUCGAAGAUUUAAUGAAGCAUGAUUACGACGUGAUCGUACCAAACGUUUGGAGACCCCUACCAACUUUCCUCGGUGGUGCACAGGCAUACGACUUGAAUUCAUGGGUCGAAUCCAAUGAGGCAAUAAAAUUGGCUAAGACUUUAGAUGAAGACGACGUUAUUGUGGAAGGGUAUGCGGAGUAUCCAACUUGGAGAGUUCAUUUAGGUUACCUCAGAAAAGACAAUGGUAAUCCUGAUGAUCUUCUUGAUUUGGAUGGUGUUGGUGGUGUUUCAAUUUUGGCAAGAGCUCAACUAUUCCGUAAAGGGAUACAUUUCCCUGCUUUUACGUUCGAGAACCAUGCGGAGACAGAGGCUUUUGGUAAGAUGGCGAAGAAAAUGGGAUUCAAGGUCGGUGGGUUGAUGCACUAUACACUAUGGCACAUUUAUGAACCAAGUGAUGAUGACCUGAGAGAAAUUGCUAAACUUGAAAGGGAAAGCAGGCGAAACCAACGCUGA
Molecule: messenger RNA, 1506 nt
Organism: Kluyveromyces lactis
Lineage: Eukaryota; Fungi; Ascomycota; Saccharomycetes; Saccharomycetales; Saccharomycetaceae
Gene: VAN1
Product: Van1p
Exons: 1
Coding region: 1-1506 (501 amino acids)
Biological process (GO): cell wall mannoprotein biosynthetic process; protein N-linked glycosylation
Cellular component (GO): mannan polymerase complex
Molecular function (GO): alpha-1,6-mannosyltransferase activity
Source: RefSeq, a predicted model, not a curated record